AUGGGUAUCGAGGAGCAAAAGGAGGAGCGGGAAGUCCUCGAGUCCAUCUUCCCAGACGAAAUCACAGACGUUUCCGAGACAGAGUUCCGAGUCUCAGUCCAGCUCGACGACGGGCGGCACGAGGACGAAGUGCGCGAAGACGACCAGCCCACCAUCAUCCUCAAUGUUUCGUACCCGCCCAACUACCCCGAUGAAGCCCCCAGGCUCGACAUAACACAGCCGCCCAAUGCGCCCAAGCACCCCUACCUCGACAUACACGAAGACAAGCAGCGGCUGCUCGACUCGCUCGCGGAGACGAUAGAAGAGAACCUCGGCAUGGCCAUGGUCUUCACGCUCGUAACGGUUCUCAAGGACAGCGCGGAGCUCCUCAUCACGGAGCGCCAAAACGCCAAGCAGGCGCUCGCCGACAUGGCGGCCGCCAAAGCCGAGGAGGAGGAGAACAAAAAGUUCCAGGGUGAGGCGGUAACACGCGAAUCCUUCUUGGCCUGGCGAGAGAAGUUCAGGGCCGAAAUGGCAGAGGAGAAGCGCCGCAGGGAAGAGGAGAAGGAGCUCGAGGAUAAGAAGAAGAAGGUUGUCAAGGAAGAGAAAAAGUUGACGGGAAAGGAGCUGUGGAUGCAGGGCUUGGCUGGAAAGGGUGAUGAUGACGAUGAUGACGACAAUGUUGAUGGUGUCGACGUGGAGAAGCUGAAGAUUGAGGCAACAGCAUGA
This is a messenger RNA of Exserohilum turcica Et28A, 708 nucleotides long. RefSeq lists its product as uncharacterized. Bases 1 to 708 code for a protein of 235 amino acids. Lineage: Eukaryota; Fungi; Ascomycota; Dothideomycetes; Pleosporales; Pleosporaceae. Gene Ontology annotation, molecular function: protein binding. The record is from RefSeq and is a predicted model, not a curated record. Gene Ontology annotation, biological process: cytoplasmic translation. The transcript is spliced from 3 exons.